This is a messenger RNA of Salvia miltiorrhiza (redroot sage), 1338 nucleotides long. RefSeq names its product photosynthetic NDH subunit of subcomplex B 2, chloroplastic. Lineage: Eukaryota; Viridiplantae; Streptophyta; Magnoliopsida; Lamiales; Lamiaceae. The transcript is spliced from 2 exons. Bases 165 to 1208 code for a protein of 347 amino acids. Gene Ontology annotation, biological process: carbohydrate metabolic process. The record is from RefSeq and is a predicted model, not a curated record. Gene Ontology annotation, molecular function: catalytic activity; carbohydrate binding.
UGGGGUAGUAUAAAAACAAAAACAAUAGUUAGUUAGUAAGUAAGUGCAGGAAGAGGCGGAGGUGGGUCUAUCCAAAAAAUAGAGGGGAUGGGACGAGGUAAAUAUUUGCUGGUGGAGAGAGAUCCUCUUGCUUAGCUUAAUCUGUGAGAGUUGAGUGAGUGAGAAUGGCUUCGCUUCUAUCCUUCUCCCCCCUUAAAUCUGCUAAAGCUUGUGCUGCGCCUUCAACUGCAACUGCAACUGCGACAGAGAGUCUUGACCAGAAAUUCGGACGCAAAGGCAUAAAGUUUUCAGAUUCGGCGACGGUUGAGCUGAGCGUCAGAAAUGGAAGCUCCGUGAAGCUCGACAUUCCAAAUGGCCACAUUACUUCCUACAAGCCCAAGGUCUACUGGAAGGACGAUGGCUACGAGGAGGUCCUUCACACUCUUCCGCCUUCCCCUUCUUCCUCCUCCUCCCGUGGCGGAAUCGCUUUGGUGGUCGACAAUCUCUCCUCCCAGCCAAAUCCAAACACUAGUGCUACUUCACACUGGACUGUAAAGGAUGUUGAUUCUGACUCCAUUGACGCUCUACAGGUUGAGUUGGGAUGCAUCCGCGGGAGUUUGGAUAUUACGUACGUGGUAUCACUCUACCCCCUGAGCAUGGCGACUGCCGUCAUAGUCAAGAACAACGGGCGCAAGCCUGUGGAUUUAGCCACUGCCAUUCUGAGCCAUUUGAAGGUCAAGAAGAGAGGGGGCAGUGGGGUGCAAGGAUUGAAAGGCUGCUCUUACUGCACCCACCCUCCUCUCUCCUCCCCUUUCCAAAUCUUAUCCCCCUCCGAAGCCACCAAGUCCGAGGAUCCCGGUGGCUUCUUCUCCUUCGGGUGGGAGCCCGAGAACAAGGUCGGAGUGUGGAGCGUGCAGGAUGCGCCCAUUACCGUCUUGAGGCAUAAGCUCAGUAGAGUCUACGCUGCUCCGCCCCCACAACGCUCCGACCCUUUCCACGCCACCGCCCCCUCCAAGUACGAGACCAUCGACCAGGGGCGCGAGCUCUUCUUCCGGGUCAUACGAAUGGGAUUCGAGGACAUAUAUCUGUCCAGCCCGGGCUCCUAUUCCGACAAGUACGGCCGUGACUAUUUCAUAUGUACAGGCCCGGCUUCAAUGCUGGUUCCUGUCACGGUCAACCCUGGUGAAGAAUGGAGAGGGGCGCAGGUCAUAGAGCACGAUAAUUUGUGAUCAUCCAUGCCGUUUUUUACUUGUAAUCAUAUUAAUUGGGAAUGGGAAUAUAUGUGUUGUUCCUUUUAUUAUCAUGUAUGGACUGGAGUCUGUGUAAAUGAAAAUAACCACAGUGAUGUGGUGAAGAUAA